AUACCAGUAGACUGGUUGAUGUUCAAUUUCCAACUCAUCGAGUUGAGUGUCGGAUCGACUCGACUCAGUGGGAUCGAAGCAAUUCGCAGUUCAGUUCAGAACUUUGCAUCGGGUGCGUGUGCUGACCUCCAAAGCCUAGCUAGGGUUGAACGGAGAGGAACACGCAGCGUGACAAAAACUGGCUGCCAAUGGAGGUGCUGCCAGAUUCGCCUCUCUACAGCGUGGCAGUACACGAACCGUGGAAAGGAACCAAGCGUUCAACUCAAUAGCUAUCCCGGAAACUCUGUGUGAGAUGUGCUUGUAUAUGCUGUGGGCACUACCGAUCGUGAGAGACUGAACCGAAGGAUCGCAAUACACUUUGCCAUGAUCGUACCUGAGGCAAGGCUCGCCGGAAACUCUCCACCGUGGAACCUCACGAUCGUGGCCGUGGACAGCUCUGAUCCUGGAUCGAGACGAGAUCACCAAACAAAAGUCUCACAAAUCCACCAUUGCUUCUCCAAAUAAUACUAGUAUUGUUCCAAGGACAAGGACUUCAAUCUGUCAAUCCAAUGAGUGCCAACGACGACGAAAAACCGCCGGUCAACAAGAAGCCUCGCCUUGAGUGCUUUGAAUGCCAAGAUGGACCUGAUGUGGUCGUCAUCGUCGGAGACACCGAAUUUGAAGAGUACAGCCACAACCUUCGUUGUUGGAGUGGCUACUUUGAUGGCGCCUUUCGCAGUGGGAUGAAAGAGUCUGAAUCCAAACGUUUUGAGUUUCCCGACAAGGAUCCUAAAGAGUGGGAGCUUAUAAGGUCCCUGUUCGUUCCGCUCUCCAAGGCGAAAGUGACGCAAGAGAACUACCCAAUCUUGCAUCCCUGGUUCGAAAUGCUCUGCUGCAAAUCGGGACUGGAUGACUGCGAUGAUGUUGUCUGUAAGGUGGUGAGCAGGGUCCGUGUCAAAAAGAGUACCGGUUGCGUGGAAAGGAUUGUGUCGGUUGCAACCAAAUGCAUCGAAUGGAAUAGAAACAUUCCCAAGGACAAGUGUCUCGACGUGUUGAAAUCCGUUCUUCAAGACCCUUCCGACUGGACGUUGGAUGCGACGGGUGUUCUCAGUAUCUUGGCAUUAGUCGCCAAAGACGAAUCGGUCUGCAAGACAUUGUGGCCCCUUGUCAAGACAUUUCUCCCUUCUGAAAUGGCAACGAGCGAAUUCCAAGGCGACGGGAUUCAUAGUGGCUUGCAAGAUAACAUCGCAGUCAAUGAGUUCAUUCAGCUCAAGUUGGAAGCCAUGAAGGGCAUGAAGGCAGCUGCCACCUUACACUCUUUGGUUCAAAGAAUCAAAACCCUUGUUUCUGAGGAUCAAGACCUGAAUAACCCGUUCGAUGAAGCACCAUUUAGCGAAGUGGUCGACGGCCACCUGAGAUAUGACAAACAGUUUGUGCGUGCUUUCGAUGCGGUGUUCGAUAAUUGAGUUGGAUGUACAGGCUGUACUGAUGAUGUGCGGAGAGGGGAGGAAGAAGUGGACGAUUUUUGGCUUGAAUUGCCCGUUUGCAAAUUUUAUGGAGAAAGACGAUGGACAGGGUUGUGACUCUUUAGUAUUGCUACAAUUGAGUACAAGAACUAUGUAAGACCUCUAUCAAGUUGAUAUCACCAUUCUUUCUCUUUUUUACUACGGUAUCCGUCGUGAUUGUCGUGAUGGUGAGGCAUAGAGAAGCCUCCCAGUUGCGUGCCGGUACCUACCGCCACAACUGUACCUAUCAAGGAGGACGAAAUCAACUCCCGCGCCUUGUUGAAAAAAGCCAGC
Messenger RNA from Seminavis robusta, 1778 nucleotides. NCBI's taxonomy places the organism in Eukaryota, Bacillariophyta, Bacillariophyceae, Naviculales, Naviculaceae. The record is from the annotation of a GenBank genome assembly.